AUGGUGACUCUGACUCCCGUGCCCUAUGAAGUCAAGAAUGCAGUUCUGUUCUUUUCAGUCCUGGAGUUUGCAGUAGGGAUCCUGGUCAAUGCCUUCAUUUUCUUGGUGAAUUUUUGGGACGUGGUGAGGAGGCAGCCACUGAGCGACUGCAAUCUUGUCCUGCUGAGUCUCAGCCUCACUCGGCUUUUCCUGCACGGGCUGCUCCUUCUGGAUGCCAUCCAGCUUACCCACUUCCAGCAGAUGAGAGAGCCGCUGAGCCUCAGCUACCAGACCAUUCUCAUACUCUGGAUGACAGUAAAUCAAGCUGGCCUCUGGCUCACCACGUGCCUUAGUCUCCUCUACUGCUCCAAGAUCGCCCGCUUCUCGCACACCUUCCUGCUCCACUUGACAAGCUGGAUCUCCAGGAAGAUCUCCCAGGUGCUCCUGGGUGCUAUUUUUUUCUCCUGCGUCUGCACUGUUCUCUGUUUCUGGGACUUUUUUAGUAGAUCUCACUUCUCAGUUGCAACGGCGCUACUCAUGAGUAACAGUACAGAACUCAGUUUGAAAAUUAGAAAACUCCACUUCUUUCAUUCCUUCCUCUUCUGCAGCCUGGGAUCCAUCACUUCUUUCUUGCUGUUUCUGGUUUCUUCUGGGGUGCUGAUUGUCUCCCUGGGGAGGCACAUGAGGACAAUGAGGGCCCAAACCAGAGAUUCUCGGGACCUCAGCCUGGAGGCCCAUAUCAAAGCGCUCAGGUCCCUUGUCUCUUUCCUCUGCCUGUAUGUGGUGUCCUUCUGUGCUGCCUUCGUCUCGGUGCCUUUGCUGACGCUGUGGCACAGCAAGAUGGGGGUCAUGGUCUGUGUGGGGAUCCUGGCAGCCUGCCCCUCCGUACAUGCCGUCAUACUGAUCUCAGGCAAUGCCAAGCUGAGGAGAGCUAUGGAGACCAUCCUGCUCUGGGCUCAGAGCAGACUAAGGUAA
Hippopotamus amphibius kiboko is the source of this 954-nucleotide messenger RNA. RefSeq names its product taste 2 receptor member 38 (gene TAS2R38). The record is from RefSeq and is a predicted model, not a curated record. Gene Ontology annotation, cellular component: membrane. Lineage: Eukaryota; Metazoa; Chordata; Mammalia; Artiodactyla; Hippopotamidae. Gene Ontology annotation, biological process: detection of chemical stimulus involved in sensory perception of bitter taste; G protein-coupled receptor signaling pathway; sensory perception of taste. The coding region runs from base 1 to 954 and encodes 317 amino acids. Gene Ontology annotation, molecular function: G protein-coupled receptor activity; bitter taste receptor activity. The transcript has a single exon.